AUGACUAUCGACCAAGCCCUCAAAAGGUCCCCCUCAGCGCCAACAGCGACGCUCCCACGCGAACCUGCCUGCUCCAGGCUCUGUAGGCGACAUACCGUCAUCGUGGAUAUCGCCUCCCUUCUCAAAGCCCCCGACUCAAAUGAGUCUUCCGUGUCUCCUUCCCAGCAUCCGCGUUCUGCAUCAGUUCCUCCCACGGUGGCUACGACGGCCUCGACAGUGCCCAUCGGGCCCCCCUUGUACGCGUCGCCCCGUCCAAAUCUAGGAAUGGGCAUGGGCAUGGGCAUGGGCAUGGGGCCGUCGGUGGCAGUGACGGGGAAGCGCAGCAUGCCUCCUCACGCCUCGGAUCCUCCAGCGAAAAAGCAAAGCAAGUGGUCGCCCGAGGAGGACUCGCUCAUCAUCGACCUCCGAGGCAGCGGGAUGAAGUGGGAGGACAUCUCUAAGCGGUUGCCGGGACGCAGUGCCAUCAGCUGUCGACUCCACUACCAAAACUAUUUAGAGAGACGCAGCGAGUGGGACGAGGAGCGCAAGAACAAGCUUGCCCGACUCUAUGAAAGGUUCAAACCUGAAAUGUGGGCAAAGGUAGCGGAAGAGAUGCAAAUCCCCUGGCGAGCGGCCGAGGCAAUGCAUUGGCAGCUAGGCGAACAAGACAUGGCCCGGCGUACAGGCACAACCCCCUUUUCUCUCACAGCAGUCAACUCGGAUAACAACACGCAUUCGGGGGGCCGUCCCCGGGGCCACGCUCACUCGCAAUCUCAGGGCAGCAUUCCCCGCGAAGUCAUGGGCGCGUCAUCGAGGGCAGGAGGAGCGUACGGCAGAGGCAACACGAUGCCAUCCAUAUCACCCAGCCGGCCCUUAGCCACACGCAAAGACCUGGGCCCCCCGCCGCCUCAUCACCACCACUUUCCUGUCAAAUACGAGCACAAUACCGACAGCGCGUAUGUACAACAUGGGGCGCCCCUGGCCCCGAUCCAGACGCAAGCACAAUCCCGGCCCGGCAUGCUCCCCGGCCUCGCCGAGCUGACGACGGGCGUCAGCCCUUACAGCACCCCGGCAUACUCGGUUGGCGUUCCCAGCGCUAGUCCCGCCCACAGCGCAACGGUAAGUCCGGCACCGUUCGUGCCCGUGGGGUACCCGUCUCUGGAGCCGGCCGGGUCGAAGCGCAGACGGAGUCCUGAUCUAGGACCGUCGCCCGAGACGAGCAGACGGAGACAUUUGGACCAGUCGAUACCGCGGCACAUGCCCUGA
Molecule: messenger RNA, 1245 nt
Organism: Pseudomassariella vexata
Lineage: Eukaryota; Fungi; Ascomycota; Sordariomycetes; Amphisphaeriales; Pseudomassariaceae
Exons: 3
Coding region: 1-1245 (414 amino acids)
Biological process (GO): regulation of DNA-templated transcription
Cellular component (GO): nucleus
Molecular function (GO): RNA polymerase II cis-regulatory region sequence-specific DNA binding; DNA-binding transcription factor activity, RNA polymerase II-specific
Source: RefSeq, a predicted model, not a curated record